Messenger RNA from Helobdella robusta, 2185 nucleotides. RefSeq lists its product as hypothetical. Gene Ontology annotation, biological process: regulation of transcription by RNA polymerase II. The record is from RefSeq and is a predicted model, not a curated record. The transcript is spliced from 11 exons. Lineage: Eukaryota; Metazoa; Annelida; Clitellata; Rhynchobdellida; Glossiphoniidae. The coding region runs from base 362 to 2185 and encodes 607 amino acids. Gene Ontology annotation, molecular function: DNA-binding transcription factor activity, RNA polymerase II-specific; RNA polymerase II cis-regulatory region sequence-specific DNA binding.
CACCGAAUGAAUGGUGCACACUGGCUUUUAAAUCUUUUUUCAUUCUAUAAUGCUGAAUGAUGAUGAUUCUGUUUGUCAGUUCUUGAAUUUAAAUUUUAAACAAUUUUUUAUAGACCGAAGAAUUCCAAUUCAUCAAAAUUUGUUAAAAAUUGUGCAAGUUGUUAAAUGUUAUGGGGAUGAUGUAAAUGCCUCAAACGAUGACAAGGAGUUUUUUCAAGUCACCAACAGCUGAUGAUACCUUUAUUAAAAUACUGUUUCAGAGUUAUUUGAAUUUUUGAUUUUAAUCCUGAUUUUAAGUUACCGUUGUUAGCUGUCAUUGGAUUUCAUUGGAUAAAUAUUUCUGAAGCAAUAAAAGAGAAUUAUGAUUGGGAUAACAAGCAUGGCAGAGAUUGACCUUGAACCUUGUGAUUCGAACGGGGCCAUGGAGUUGAAUGGUGACCCCAUAAAACUGGUUCAUUCAGCCAUCAUCAAACAGGAUGUGAUGUUGUCGUGUCGAAACACGUCCUCCCCAUCCAUCAACCCCCUGCACAACUCGCCCCACCGAUCCAUCAAUAACCACGACAGCUGGGGCAUGUCCGACCUCCUAGAGAGCAGCAAGCAAGAUCCUCUAUCGAGCAUUUUCAACCAACUAACACUUCCCAUUGCUGGUUCAACUGCUCUCAACAAUGUGAACACAACAUCACACAAAACGUUGAACUCGUCGCCUUACUUAACAUCAAAUAAUAACCAAAAUAGCAACAUGAACAGCAACAAUAAUAGCAUCAACAACAACAACAACAGCAACAACAUAAAAAAUUUCAUCCAACAGUUAACUAGCGGUAACAACAUCAACCAUUUAAAAAUAAGACAGCAACCGUUGCAAAUAAUCCACAACACAAACAACAACAUUAACACCACAACGACAAAAGUGGCCACGUCGACAACUGCACCGACCAUCAACGGCUCCAAAUCUUCCAUCGUUCCAGUCAGACAUUUGUUGAUUCCCGUCUCAAACAGUAACGGCUUGCAGCAGCUGAUAUCAAUCCCACUUAGUUUAGCUGCUGGUGUUGGCAGUCAGAUUCAACUGCUGGCCACUUCUAACGGUCAACUCAUUGUUGCUAACUUGAACAAUGGAAGCAAAAAUGUGGAAAAUAACGAUGGUAGAGUUGGUUGUACUCUCAUAGCCAACAAAGCUGUUUCAACUACAACCUCCUUGUCAUCAAAUGCAAUACAAUCCCACUCAUCGGCACCUUCGACAUCAUCGUCCACAUCUUGCUCGUCGCAGCACUCCGACAAACCCCUACUUUCACAAGUCAUCUGCAAAAACGUUGAAAAUCAAGCCGUUCCCUUGAACUUAAGUUCAACGCAGCUGCUACAAACACUGAAACUUCACCUCCAACAGACUUCAAGCAUCCAAAAAAUUUGCAAACUUGCAACAGUGCCCUUGUCACCCUCUUCGACGUCAUCGUUGUCGCCCUCCUCGUCAACCAAUCACAUCUCAACAACAAACGGUUUGAACCUAUCAGGUACUUCUCAUACUUCAUCGACAGCCAAUCACGUUGGAUCUUCAACGCCAAAUAUCAACCAACUGUUGCCAAAUCUCAUAAACGGUUCAAAAGAAGGAACUGUGGUUGAUGGUGUGAACUUGGAUGAGAUCAGAGAGUUCGCGAAGCACUUCAAAAUUCGAAGGCUGUCGCUGGGCCUCACUCAAACUCAGGUGGGACUUGCUCUCAGUGCGACAGAGGGUCCAUCGUACAGCCAGUCUGCCAUCUGCAGGUUCGAAAAAUUAGACAUCACCCCAAAAAGUGCGCAGAAGAUCAAACCGGUCUUGGAGAAGUGGAUGCAGGAAGCAGAGGAGAGGUACAAGAGUGGCGUUCACAACUUGACGGAGCUCAUCGGCAACGAGCCGUCGAAAAAGCGAAAAAGAAGAACGUCUUUCACACCGCAGGCACUCGAAGUCUUGAACGAAUAUUUCGAAAGAAACAGCCAUCCAUCAGGUAAUGAGAUGUCUGAACUGUCUGAUCGCCUCAACUACGAGAGAGAAGUUGUGCGAGUGUGGUUCUGCAACAAGCGACAGGCGUUGAAGAACACAAUUAAAAAAAUGAAAUCCAACGAUUACAUUGACGGGCAGUCGCUACUGAACGGGGGAGGAAUUAGAACUCUUCUUGUUGGGUCUUCAACUUGGGAUAUGUUUGUUGCCGUUUAA